This is a messenger RNA of Prunus persica (peach), 2250 nucleotides long. Its product is annotated as protein FAR1-RELATED SEQUENCE 5. Gene Ontology annotation, biological process: regulation of DNA-templated transcription. The transcript has 7 exons. The record is from RefSeq and is a predicted model, not a curated record. Lineage: Eukaryota; Viridiplantae; Streptophyta; Magnoliopsida; Rosales; Rosaceae. Gene Ontology annotation, molecular function: zinc ion binding. The coding region runs from base 1 to 2250 and encodes 749 amino acids.
AUGGAAGAUGGAGAAGGUGAAACAAGCACUGGCUUGAACAUUUCAGAAGGUGAAAGCAACAAAAAGUCAUCCUAUGCUAUGAAAGGUAAUGAAAAAAUAGAUUUGGUUCGUUCUAGCAUUCGAAAACAACUAAUUCCUGUGAUUGGGAUGGAGUUUGAGACAGAAGACUUAGCAUUUAAAUUUUAUAAUGCAUAUGCAUACAAUAUUGGUUUUAGUAUUAGAAGAAGUAGCUGUCACAAAUUCAAAAGUGGCCAGUUGAGAGACAGGCUUUUUGUUUGCUUUGCUAAAGGUAAGCGUGAAAUUGAUAAGCGUGUUUCUAAUGUGAAAUAUCAUCGUGCUGAGACAAGAUGUGGAUGCUUAGCAAGGAUGAAAAUUAGUUGUCAUUUGAAUGAUAAGUAUCGUGUCAUAGAAUUUGUUUCUGAGCAUAACCAUGAAUUGCUCCCCAAAGCAGCUCUUGAAUUUUUAAGUAGACAAGCUGGUGGUCGGGAAAGUCUUGGAUUUAUUCCUGAUGAUUACAAGAACUACUUGCAUUCAAAACGAACAAGAGAAAUGAAGUUAGGAGAUACAGGUGGUGUGUUAGAGUAUCUGCAACAAAUGCAAUUGAUUGAUCCUAAUUUUUUUUAUGCUAUACAAGUGGAUGAAGAUGAUUUGAUCACUAAUAUUUUUUGGGCUGAUGCGAGGAUGAUGGUAGAUUGUGAUUAUUUUGGUGAUGUAGUAUGUUUUGAUACUACCUAUAGAAAAAAUAAAGAAGGAAGACCUUUUGCAAUGUUUGUUGGUGUCAAUCACCAUAAGCAAACUAUUAUAUUUGGUGCUGCAUUAUUAUAUGAUGAGACAAUUCAAACUUUUACAUGGUUGUUUGAUACUUUUGUGAAGGCUAUGUCUGGAAAAAAGCCAAAGAGCAUUCUUACAGACCAAGAUGUAGCAACGUCUGCAGCAUUAUCUUUAAAAUGGCCAGAAACAUCUCAUCGUUUAUGUAUUUGGCACAUAUAUCAGAAUGCAGCCAAACACCUUAGCGGUGUUUUUGAGAAGUUCAAAGAUUUCAGCAAAGAUUUUAGUAGUUGCAUAUAUGAUUAUGAGGAUGAAGAUGCUUUUCUAAAUGCUUGGAAUAGUAUGCUUGAAAAAUAUACUCUCGUGGGCAAUGAUUGGUUGGUUGAAGAUCGUCGUUACGAAGAGUUGAAAGCUGAAUUUAAAGCAAGUCAAAGUUCCCCAACAUUGUCAUUUCCCGUAGAAAUAUUGAAGCAUGCAGCAAAUGUGUAUACACCGAAAGUGUUUAAAGUGUUUCAAGAUGAGCUAUGUAAGGCUUAUGAUUGUGUUUUGCACUUCAAUAAUGAGAUGGGAACAAUCAGCAAGUAUGAAGUUAUCCCGUAUGGGAAGAAUUGGCAACAUACAGUUACAUUUGACUCAACAAAUAAUGUAACUUUAUGUAGUUGUAAAAAGUUUGAGUUUGCAGGAAUCUUAUGUGCACAUGCCUUGAAGGUUCUUUCUACAAGAAAUGUUAAAAGUAUCCCAGCUCAAUACAUCUUGAAGAGAUGGACAAAAAAUGUGAAGGCUAUGAGUGCAAAAAUUAAUUCAUCUUCAAGUACAAAUGACCCUAAGGUAGAAAUUGUAAAACGUUAUAGAGAGUUGUGUCGGUUCCAUACUCAAUUAGCAACAAGGGCAGCAGGGUGUGGUAAGGCGUAUGAAAUUGUUAUACGACGAUUGAAUCAGACUUUUGACGAGGUGGAUGCAUUUAGAGGAAUCAAAAUUAAAGAAAGAGUUGUUGGUAGUUCUAAAAGGCCAAAAAAUGCUUUGGAGAAGCUGACAAAGAAGAGAAGAACUCGAAAAACAGAAUUGCAAAAUUCAAGCAGUGUUGAUUCAAUAUGUGUUCCUACUACGAAAGCUGUUCCAGCACCUCCAUCAGAAAUUUCACAGGAACUUGUUGCUAUCAAUAAUUUAAAUAUGGAAUUUCCAGUUAGCAUGGUCAACUUAUUGCAGGCACAAUCACCAUUGGAAGGAGAUUUUGGGUUGUUUAGCUCUCAAUUCACAGGGUGGAAACAUGGGGGCACAGGGACUUUGGUAACAGGAAAAUCGGACUCGCCUCUUGCAGGCUUUUACUAUUCCAAGACAGCCUUUGUUGUUCCAAAAUUUAAUAAAUGCAUUGAAGAGCCAAAGUCUAUUCGUCUGAAGAGUGAAAGAGGAGUUCCAGAUUUGGUGAUUGGGUUUGACAAGGCUGCUGGAGAAAAUUUUGCUGAUGUGGCUGGCCUAUUUUAG